Plutella xylostella (diamondback moth) is the source of this 3147-nucleotide messenger RNA. RefSeq lists its product as uncharacterized. Lineage: Eukaryota; Metazoa; Arthropoda; Insecta; Lepidoptera; Plutellidae. Gene Ontology annotation, cellular component: plasma membrane. The record is from RefSeq and is a predicted model, not a curated record. Gene Ontology annotation, molecular function: protein binding.
CGCGCUCGCCAGUAGCUCACAGACCGUGGUGCGAGACACACGUGUCACACUCCGCUGGGACGCAGCCGACGCGCUCGUAAUUAACAUAAAUGAAAAUUAAUUAAGCGAACAUCAUUUUCGUGUUGUUGUGUCGUGGAACGGAUACUGUUUCAGUGUGAACUUCUUUGAGUGGCGUUUUUUUGUUUUCUCUGGACUUUUCGUUUUUUGCCGGCGUUUCUUGGACUGACUGGAUGUUGCAGUGAUUUGUAUGCAGUUAUAAGAUUAUGAACAUUUGAAUCGCUCCACCUGCACUUCGGAUCCAUGUUCCAGCAUCAGCUAAAUUUAUAACAUCAAGCUACAGCCCAUACUUAGAUCCGGUGCGGUAUACAUGAGAUGGUAUGGGCUCUUGUGCGGUAGCGCGGGUGGGCUGGUGGGUGGUGGUGGGGCUGGCGUGGCUGGCGGCGGCGCGCGCGCGCACGCUGUGUCCGGCGCGCUGCGCGUGCGACGACGCGCUGCGCCUGGCCUCCUGCGCCGGCGCGGGCCUCGAGAUCGUCCCCAUACAACUAAACCCGGAAGCCACCCACAUCAACCUCACGCACAACUCCAUAGACAACCUCCUCUACACGUUCGCAUUCUACACGCAAAUCGCCGUCCUAGACAUCUCCUACAACAAGAUACAAGACUUAGGUAGUAAAAACUUCGAGAACAACAUGGAGAUGACCCAACUCAACGUCAGCCACAACGCGCUGCGGCGGCUCGAGAAGGACACCUUCCUCGGCCUCAAGAGGCUGCUCGACUUGAACCUGUCAGACAACGAGAUAUCGAAUAUACACACACAGACAUUUAAAGAUCUAUCUGUGUUGGAGCGACUCGAUUUGUCAAACAAUAAGCUGGUGAGCUUCGACGCGGAGACCUUUGAGCCCCUGUCGGCGCUGAAGAUCUUAUCGCUCAAGAACAAUGCCAUAUUAGACAUACCAUCUGCUAAUCUUUUCUACGUUAUCCAAUUGGAAUAUUUGGACUUGUCCGAGAACUUGGUGCAACAAGUGCCCAAAAAUGGAUUGCAGUAUCUGAAGUCGUUGAGGCAUUUAGAUUUAAAUAGCAAUAUAAUUUCGAGUAUUGAUAGUUUGGCAUUCCACAAUUUGCCUCUGCUACGGCACCUGGACCUGAGUGACAACAACAUGACCGCGGUGCCCACGUCUUCCUUGUCCAAACUGUCCAACCUCUCGCAUCUAUACCUGAGUGGAAACUUCUUCCAGAACGUCACGGCGCUGUCGUUCCAAAGCCUGUUCCACUUAAAACACUUGCAUUUAAGUAGACUUUACGAGCUCGAGAGAAUCGACUCGCGAGCGUUCGUCGACAACAUCAACUUGCAAAAAAUAUGGAUGAACGAAAACGUUAAAGUGAGAGAGAUUCCCCCGAGACUGUUCCACGGAAAUCCCAAACUGACGCACAUUUACAUUAAGAACAAUGCGUUGGACACGCUUGAGGCGGCCCACUUUCCCAUCGAUAAGUUGCAAGAACUGCAAAUAUCGGGGAACCCCUUCGUGUGCAACUGUUCGCUGCUGUGGCUGUGGAAGCUCGGGCGAGAGUGUGAGGCGAAUAAUAACAAGGUGGAGAACGGGACUGCACUGAAAAUAGACUAUGAGUUAGUGAAGUGUGCGGCUCCGGAGCGCCUGCGCAACGUGAUGUUCGUGCAGGCGCCCGAGUCGGAGUUCGGCUGCUCCAGCGGCUGGGUGGUGGUGGCGGUCGUGGUGCUCACCGUCAGCAUCGUCAUCAGCGUCGUCGGCGGCGUGCUCUACUUCCUGGGCCCGCUCAAGAAGUGCAAGGGCGACAAGUCGAAACAGGUCAUGACGAGCGUGAUGCUCAAAAGCGACGUGUCGAAGCUCGGCAACGGGCUGGUGUACUCGACUCGUCGGGAGCAGGAGGCUAAGAGAGAGGUGGACCGGUAUCUGAUGAUCGGGUCGACUGUGAGCAAUAACUUCCACUCGCUGAGCCCGCCGUGGCACGUGGACAAGAGCCCCUACUCCCAGGAGGAGCCGGAGGAGCACGUGUACCAGCAGUUCGCGUACGAGACCAUCCCGGCCCACCGCGCGCCGGAGAAGCCCCACAUAGUGUACGUCUAACAAAAGUUUUUCGUGAAGGACAAUAUCGCUAUAUUCCGUCUCCUACGGCGGAUGUGUGUCGUCUGUAUGACGACGGACAAUCAAGUUGCAAUAAUGUAAAUAUUCGAUAAAACUACAACUGUUAUAUGUGAUAGCUUGUACAUAGACAUGUAAAUAGUUACGUUUAGUAAUAGCAGUGCCGCGAAAGACAUUGUAUUGAAUUUUGUACUUAAAGAUUUAGUCGUAAUGGAUCUACUCCAGAAUUUGUUUACCCAUAAUCCAGUUUGUGAGGGUUACAUUUUUACUUGUUUUGUUCAACAUAAGUGUACUUAGUUCCUCAUGAUACUUAUUAUUGUUAAAAGCUUUGUUAAAUUAUUUAAAAACGUGUAACAAACAUAAAAUCUAAUCCAUAUUAUGUACCUAACUGUAUAAGACAUUAUAUUAUAUAUUUUCAAAACUAGGACACCAAUUAAGUAUAUUGAUGAAAACUUUGUACAAAAACGAGCAAUAUAGAAUACUUAUUAUUAUUACUAUACUAUAAAAUAGUGAUAAAACGUAAUUUUCUUGAAACAAUGUUAUAAGCAGAUUAGUUGUACUCGAGAAAAAACAUUGUUUAACAUUUUAUCAAAUACAGAUACCAAUAUAAUGUAUACUUACUAAAUACAGUUUAUAUAUUCAAUAAUAGAAACCAGUUGCUCUGAUGAGAUGGGGUACAAACAAAUACAAUUUUAUUGGAUAGCCACGUAUGUUAAUUUCAGUAAUAAUUUAUAAUCUAAAGAUUCUGGAAGUAUUAAUAUUUUUGUACUUGAUAAUAAUGUGUACAUUGUGAAAGACAACUAAUAUUAUCUCCAAUAUUUCAUCUAAUUUUGUAAGGACAGUUAUUCUAUCAUUCAUAUAAAUAGCGUGAAGUACAUAACCAUUUAACAACUACCUUACUAUGUGGACAAUGCCUACAGUCAUAGCAGUAGAAAUAAGAAUAUUUAUACCUACUACAUUUUUUUGUUAUGAAACUUAUUUAAUAAUAAAAUGCAUUAAAAAGAAACAAUUAAUAAACAAAUUCAAAAAA